AUAUCCUCCUAACCCCCUAACAUACCCUCUCUGUUCUCGAUAGUCGUCCCUCAAGACAUGACCAGCUGGAAGCGAAGACAUCGCGGUGGGGGGCGCCUAUAUAAGACGGCCUCAGUCCGGAGGGGGUCAGUGCCGUGUCCCAGUCAUCGCCAUGUCUAUCCUCUUCUUCAGCUGCCUCUGGGUCUUUGCGGCGAUCUCUGCGGCGCAGCAGGUCCUAGGUUGGUCUACGAUAACUCAACUCUCUUUAGUUCUAAUAUCAACCAUUUUUAUCGAUAAAACAUUUUUAAUUAUAAUAUUAUUAUUAUUAUAAUUUAUUUUAUAUAUUUUCCAAAUAUUCAGAAGUAUAUUCAUUUAUUUAUAAUAUGUUUUAGACCACCUGGGACAUUUUCGUCCUGUAUCACAAUUAUAAAAUUAACUACUACUAAAAUACAAAUAACAUAACUACAGAAACCUAAUACAAUUUUACAAUUUUUUUACCAUAAAUUUAAAAAGUUAAAUAAUACUUAUAGUUAAAUAUAAAAGUACGAUUAAAUUAAAGUUAGAAAAGUUAAAAUACAAGUGUAAUUAAAAUUAAAAUUUAUGAAUUAGAUGAAGAGAAGUUACACAAAAGAACGUAAAAUUAAAUGUUAAAGAUUACAAUAAUAAAGGAUACCAAGUACAACUUAAAAUAACAAAUUAGAAAUUACAAGAAGAAAAGUAAAAAAAAACAAAACAAUUAAAAUUAAAACUUUAAGAUUAGUAUGAGGAAGGUUGACAAAAACGAUCAUUAUAUACUAGUUGGCCCGUGCGAAUAAUUCGCAGAAAAUUUUGUUUAC
Messenger RNA from Nezara viridula (southern green stink bug), 815 nucleotides. NCBI's taxonomy places the organism in Eukaryota, Metazoa, Arthropoda, Insecta, Hemiptera, Pentatomidae. The record is from the annotation of a GenBank genome assembly.